Symbiodinium pilosum is the source of this 448-nucleotide messenger RNA. Lineage: Eukaryota; Dinophyceae; Suessiales; Symbiodiniaceae. The record is from the annotation of a GenBank genome assembly.
AUGUACUACUUGGGCGCCUCCGAGAAGAUGCUCAAGUUCCCAGCCUCUCUCAGCUACGUAACAUCCCGCGGCCUUCCACGACACCUGUGCUUGGGCUUUUGGCUGGUCGGCUGGUUCUUCUUCUUGCAGGUCCUUCGGAGUACAGAUACAGCUGUUGGCAUCUUUGCCGCCUUGAUGCUCGCCACGGCAGGCGUGACGGCUUGGUUUAACAAACCGCACCAGCCUGUUUUGCACGACCGCAUACACAUGGCGGCUGCAUGUUUGUAUGUUCUCGCCCACAUCGUGCUCAUGGAUAUCCUGGCCAUGGGCUCCAUCUACAGAGCUGGCUUUUACCUUUCCAUGGUCAUUGCUGCUGGAUCCCUUCAAUGGAGCAGAAGUAUCAAAUCCAGGGCUGGGCUGCCUGUGAAGCCCUCCUCUACAGCACAGGAAUGGAAUGGCAUCCUGAAGC